CGAAAGCCCGGCCCAGAUCCCUCCGUCGUCUUCCCCACCGCGCACGAGCGCGACUCCCCUUGGACUCUCUUCUUCUUCUUCUCCCUCUCGCUCCAGCGGAAGCUCCGCCCUCGCCAUUUCCCGGAAGAGUUUGAUUGAUGGUGGCGUGAACUUCUCCCCGUCGUCGCAACCAUGUACAUCAAGAAGGUUGUAAUCGAAGGCUUUAAAAGCUACAGGGAGGAGACGUCGACGGAGCCUUUCAGCCCCAAAGUUAACGUAGUUGUUGGCGCAAAUGGAUCGGGCAAAUCAAACUUUUUCCAUGCUAUACGCUUUGUCCUGAGCGACAUGUUUCAAAAUCUGCGCAGUGAGGAUAGGGGAGCUCUUCUCCAUGAAGGUGCUGGACACUCAGUUGUAUCUGCUUUUGUUGAGAUAGUGUUUGAUAAUUCAGACAACCGUAUUCCAGUUGAUAAAGAAGAGGUACGCUUGCGAAGGACGGUUGCUUCAAAGAAGGAUGAAUACUACUUGGAUGGGAAACAUGUCAGUAAAACUGAAGUCAUGAAUCUACUGGAGAGUGCUGGUUUCUCUCGCUCUAAUCCAUACUAUGUUGUCCAGCAGGGGAAGAUUGCAUCCCUUACUCUAAUGAAAGAUUCUGAACGACUGGAUCUUCUCAAAGAGAUUGGUGGUACACGUGUUUACGAAGAUAGACGCCGGGAAAGCUUGAAAAUAAUGCAAGAAACAGCCAAUAAAAGGAAGCAGAUUGAUCAAGUUGUCCGCUAUCUGGAGGACCGACUGAGAGAACUUGAUGAAGAGAAGGAAGAACUCAAGAAGUACCAGCAGCUGGACAAACAAAGAAGAUCACUUGAAUAUACUAUAUUGGACCAUGAACUAAAUGAUGCUAGAAAUGAAUUAGCCUCGAUGGAUGAUAAUCGAAGAAAAAUUUCUGAAAGGAUGUCGAAUGCUGACAAUGAAGUGGUAGAUUUACGUGAGAAGGUCAAGAGUUUUGAUAAAGAAAUAAAAGUCUCUACAAAAGGGAUUAAUGAAACCAGGUCUGAAAAGGACGAUGCAGAGAAGAAGCGUACUGAGGCACUGAAGGUAGUCUCUCAGAUUGAACUUGAUCUGAGAGAUAUAAAAGACAGAAUUUCGAGUGAAAAACGAGCAAAGGAUGAAGCCAUAAGGGAUUUGCAUAGCAUGAAGAAAGAAAGUGAAAAGUCAAAGUCUGAAUUGGCUCAAAUUAGUAGGGUGCACGCGGCCAAAUUGAAAGAAGAGGAAGAGAUAUCGAAAAGCAUAAUGGACCGUGAGAAGCGGCUGAGUAUAUUGUACCAAAAGCAGGGGAGGGCAACUCAAUUUAAGAAUGAGGCUGCCAGAGAUGAGUGGCUUAGGAAAGAAAUCCAUGAUCUUGAGCGUGUACUUUUGUCAAAUAGAAAGCAGGAAAGCUUACUUCAAGAUGAAAUUCAGAAGCUUAAAGAUGAAAUUAAUAACUUGACGAACUACAUUGAGUCCCGGAAAAGCGAAUCAAGCAAGUUAGAGGCUGCUCUCGCAAACAAGCAAAAGGAUCACAAUGACUUUAUGAAGCAGAAAAAUGCACUUCAAGAUGAAAGAAA
Lolium rigidum is the source of this 1580-nucleotide messenger RNA. Its product is annotated as structural maintenance of chromosomes protein 3. The record is from RefSeq and is a predicted model, not a curated record. Gene Ontology annotation, biological process: mitotic sister chromatid cohesion. Gene Ontology annotation, molecular function: ATP hydrolysis activity; cohesin loader activity; ATP binding. Gene Ontology annotation, cellular component: chromosome. NCBI's taxonomy places the organism in Eukaryota, Viridiplantae, Streptophyta, Magnoliopsida, Poales, Poaceae.